CGUCACUCAUAUGCAAUCAAAACACCAGAAAGUUAACAUCACGCAGCCGAUCGAAGUGACCCAUCAGUGAAAAUCCUUGAAAAACAGUCAUUUUGUUGUGAAAUUUUAUCAAAAUUUUCGAUAACGAGAAAAUUUAAGUGAAAAUCUAUUGUGAGUAACAGAGGUUAAUAUCGAACGUCCAAAAUGCUAUCGCGUCUAGCUUGCUCGGGUCGCACUUUCGUGUCGACUCCGCUGUUGCAGUCCGCGCUGCAGCAGGUUCCCAGACGUCAGCCGGUUAUCCGCCAAUAUGCCCGCGAAGUCAAGGGCGGAGGCUCGGGUGCCAGCUGGACUAGCCGAGCGGAGCGCCAAACGUUGCGCGAACGGGCUAUGGCCCCACCCGGCCCGGCUGCCUACUCACUGGGAAAGGGAGCUUUGGCCGGAGGGGCCGCCCUUGGAUUGGGAGCGUUGUGCUUCUACGGGCUCGGUUUCGGCACUGGAACCAGCACCCUGGACAACUCGAUCGCGUGGCCUGAGUUUGUGAAGGAGCGCAUCCGCGACACGUACCUGUACUUUGGAGGAUCUUUGGCCAUUUCGGCUGCCAGUGCAGUGGCCGUUUUCCGGAACCCGACGUUACUGAAUUUGGUUUCGCGAAAUGGUUGGAUGUCGAUUAUCGGCACAUUCGCAGUGAUGAUCGGUUCCGGAAUGUUGGCACAGUCGAUCCCUUACAGCCCAGGAUUCGGAUCCAAGCAGCUGGCUUGGGCUGCCCACUCGGCUAUUCUGGGAGCCGUCAUCGCUCCCAUCUGCUUCAUCGGGGGUCCUCUGCUGACGCGAGCCGCCUGGUACACGGCCGGUGUUGUCGGAGGACUUUCGACCGUGGCAGUGUGCGCUCCGAGCGACAAAUUCCUCUACAUGGGAGGUCCGCUGGCCAUUGGCUUGGGGGUGGUGUUUGCCUCGUCGAUGGCAUCGAUGUUCUUGCCACCGACGACGGCCCUCGGAGCUGGCAUUGCUUCGCUGUCGCUCUACGGAGGCCUGUUGCUCUUCAGCGGUUUUCUGCUGUAUGACACGCAGAAGAUUGUCAAGCGGGCGGAACUUUACCCUCUGUAUGCGCCGCGGCCAUUCGAUCCAGUCAAUUCGGCUAUGUCAAUCUACAUGGAUACGAUGAACAUUUUCAUUCGAAUUGCGACGAUUUUGGCCGGUGGUGGCGGCAAUCGACGAAAGUAAAUUAAGAUUAUUUUCAAAAUAAUGUAAAUAAGCACUAGUUCUUA
Aedes albopictus (Asian tiger mosquito) is the source of this 1244-nucleotide messenger RNA. Its product is annotated as growth hormone-inducible transmembrane protein. Gene Ontology annotation, cellular component: mitochondrial inner membrane. NCBI's taxonomy places the organism in Eukaryota, Metazoa, Arthropoda, Insecta, Diptera, Culicidae. The record is from RefSeq and is a predicted model, not a curated record. Bases 184 to 1200 code for a protein of 338 amino acids. The transcript is spliced from 4 exons.